Triticum turgidum subsp. durum (durum wheat) is the source of this 1269-nucleotide messenger RNA. NCBI's taxonomy places the organism in Eukaryota, Viridiplantae, Streptophyta, Magnoliopsida, Poales, Poaceae. The record is from the annotation of a GenBank genome assembly.
AUGGAUAAGCUCAAGGGCUCUGCGCGUCUUAUGAUUGUUUCAGAUCUCGAUCACACAAUGGUUGAUCAUCAUGACGAAGAGAACCUGUCUUUGCUUAGGUUUGGGGCCCUUUGGGAGUCUGUUUACUGUCAGGAUUCUCUUCUUGUCUUUUCAACAGGAAGAUCACCUACUCUGUAUAAGGAAUUGAGGAAAGAGAAGCCUAUGCUAACUCCAGAUAUCACUAUUUUGUCUGUGGGCUCUGAGAUAACUUAUGGUGAAGCCAUGGUCCCUGAUCAUGGCUGGGAGGAAUAUCUGAACAAUAAGUGGGACAGGAAUAUUGUUCUUGAGGAGACAGCUAAGUUUUCUGAGCUGAAGCUUCAGGUAGAGACAGAACAGCGUCCACAUAAGGUCAGCUUUUUGGUUGACAAGAAGAACGCUCAGGGAGUGAUCAAGUCUCUCUCCGAGAAGUUUGAGAAACGUGGGGUAGAUGCGAAAAUAAUCUACAGUGGUGGCCAGGAUCUUGACAUAUUAGCUCAAGGGGCUGGAAAGGGUCAAGCACUUGCAUAUUUGCUCAAGAAGUUAGGUUCAUGCGGAAAAACACCCAACAAUACUCUUGCUUGUGGUGACUCUGGUAAUGAUGCAGAAUUAUUCAGUAUCCCUGGUGUACAUGGUGUCAUGGUUAGCAAUGCCCAAGAGGAACUACUCCAGUGGCAUGCAGAAAAUGCGAAGGAUAAUCCUAAGAUAAUUCAUGCAACUGAGAGGUGUGCUGCUGGUAUUAUUCAAGCUAUUGGGCACUUCAAGCUAGGACCUAAUGUUUCUCCAAGAGACGUUGAGUUUCCUUACAUCAAGGAGGACCCUUUCAAGCCUACAGCGGCCAUUGUGAAGUUCUAUGUUCUGUAUGAAAAGUGGCGUAGAGCUGAUGUUCCAAAGGCUGAUUCUGUUAUAGAGUACUUCAAAAACACCACAGAUGCAAAUGGAGUUAUUAUUCAUCCGUCUGGGGUCGAACUUUCGAUCCAUUCGUCCAUUGAUGAGCUGGCUUCAUGUUAUGGUGACAAACAAGGGAAAAAGUACCGAUCAUGGAUGGACAGACUUGUUAUCUUGCAGACUGCUCCUGACAGUUGGCUUGUGAGAUUCGACUUGUGGGAGGCAGAAGGUAAUGCGUGGGCGUGCUGUUUUACAACCCUUGCACUGAAUGUAAAGCCUGAAACCCCUGGGGGUUUUGUGGUAACACACAUCCACAAGACAUGGCGUAAAGAAUAUCCCGGGGUUGAGCAGUCAUCCAAACUCUAG